CCGCGGCUGCGCGAGAAACCAUCCCCCGCCCGCUGCGGCGCUGGGGUCAGCCCGAUACCGCGCGGGAGGAACGGGGCCACUCGACAGCGGCGAGAGCCCGCGGGGAAACCGCCGCAGCCCCGGCCUUCCCUCCGCAGCCGUGCGGCGUCUCCAGCUAGAGGGACCGGACUGCCUGCGCCCGGGACUGGAGGAAAAUGGCUCAAACUACUGCACCAGCGACAUCCAUCCAUGAUGAGGAAUCCUUGGAAAGCAGAAUGGUGGUUACGUUCCUCAUAUCAGGACUUGAGUCAGUGUGUAAAGAACUUGCCAAGUCCAAGGCAGAAAUUGCCUGUAUUGGUGUAUAUGAAAGAACUGUUUUUGUAGUUGGAACUGAGAGAGGAAAAGCCUUUGUCAACUCUAGGGAAGAUAUUAAGAAGGAUUUUAAUGAAUACUGUGUUCCAGAAGAGGACAGGGCUGCAGAACUGCAGAAAACGAAGACUACACCCCCUGUAAACAGACAGACGGUGGAUACUGUGGAGCUGGAGGCUCUUAGGAAGUCCGUGGAGGACUUUUUCUGCUUUUGCUAUGGUAAAGCUUUAGGAAAGUCAACGGUGGUACCUGUGCCAUACGAAGAGAUUCAGAGGGACCAUUCUGCUGUGAUAGUGCAGGGCCUGCCCGAAGGACUCGCAUUAAAACAUCCAUCAAAUUAUGAUAUUUCUACCCUGAAAUGGAUUUUGGACAAUAAGUCAGAGAUCUCAUUUAGUAUCAACAGGUCUUUCCUAGAACCGAAGAAACACAUAGGAGCUGAUAUGACAGAUCCUUCACAUUCAAUUAUACCUGCAUGUGGAAGUUGUCCUCCUGUUAAAGUGAAAGUGGAACCAAGCAAGGAUUCUGGAAUUUCUUCAAAAAUGUCAACAUUAACAAUGAAGCAGGAAACAGAUGAUCCUAACUACUAUCAAUUUAAUACUUCCGCAGGCCCUUCCAGAACAUCAGAGAUAGAUGAAAAAAUUGCUCCUGGGAAAAGUUACACAGAUUCCUCCCAGCAUGACUCGUCAGAAACAAGUGAGGAUUCUGAGGUUGAGGUCACUGUUGAAGAUGAUGAUGAUGACUACCUCCCCCCUGACAAGAGACUGAAGAACACCAAGUUGGCUACUGAAGCUGCCAAUAGUGGGAGAAGAAAUGGAAAAGAGUUUAAUUUUGAUUCCUCCCAGCAUGACUCAUCAGAAACAAGUGAGAAACCUGAGGUUGAGGUAACCAUUGAAGAUGAUGAUGAUGACUACCUCCCCCUUGACAAGAGACUGAAGAACACCAAGUUGGCUACUGAAGCUGCCAAUAGUGGGAGAAGAAAUGGAAAAGAGUUUAAUUUUGAUUCCUCCCAGCAUGACUCGUCAGAAACAAGUGAGGAUUCUGAGGCUGAGUUAACAAGCGAAGAUGAUGACGAUGAUGAUGACUACCUGCCCCCUAACAGGAGACGGAAGAACACCAAGUUGGCUACUGAAGCUGCCAAUAGUGGGAGAAGAAAAAGAAAAGAGUUUAAUUUUGAUUCCUCCCAGCGUGACUCAUCAGAAACAAGUGAGAAACCUGAGGUUGAGGUCACUGUUGAAGAUGAUGAUGAUGACUACCUGCCCCCUGACAAGAGACUGAAGAACACCAAGUUGGCUACUGAAGCUGCCAAUAGUGGGAGAAGAAAUGGAAAAGAGUUUAAUUUUGAUUCCUCCCAGCGUGACUCAUCAGAAACAAGUGAGAAACCUGAGGUUGAGGUCACUGUUGAAGAUGAUGAUGAUGACUACCUCCCCCCUGACAAGAGACUGAAGAACACCAAGUCAGCUACUGAAGCUGCCAAUAGUGGGAGAAGAAAUGGAAAAGAGUUUAAUUUUGAUUCCUCCCAGCAUGACUCGUCAGAAACAAGUGAGGAUUCUGAGGCUGAGUUAACAAGCGAAGAUGAUGAUGAUGAUGACUUCAACCCCUCUGAGAAGAGACUGAAGAAUACCAAGUUGGCUAAUGAAGCUGGCAAUACUGGGAGAAGGAAAGGAAAAGAGUUUAAUUUUGACAAAUGGAAUACGCGAAUUACGGACUUGAGAAAGGAAGUUGAAGAGCUGUUUGAAAAAAAAUAUGCUCAAGCUAUAAAAGCAGAAGGUCCAGUGUCUGUCCCAUACCCACUCUUCCAGUCACAUGCAGAAGACUUAUAUGUGGAAGGGCUGCCAGAGGGGAUUCCUUUCAGGCGUCCAUCCACGUAUGGCAUUCCCCGGCUGGAGAGGAUACUUCUAGGAAAGGAGAAGAUCCGGUUUGUGAUUAAAAAGCAUGAACUUCUGAAUUUGACAAGUGUUCCAGUGGACAAAACAGUCUCAGGAGUCUCAAAUACAGUGAAAGAAGAGUGGUAUGCCAGAGUCACCAAACUGAGAAAGAUGGUAGAUCAACUUUUCUGUAAAAAGUUUGCUGAGGCUUUGGGGAGCACUGAGCCCAAAGCUGUUCCAUACAAGAAAUUUGAAGCUCAUCCAACUGACCUCUAUGUUGAAGGGCUGCCAGAGAACAUCCCCUUUAGGAGUCCCUCCUGGUAUGGAAUCCCUUGCCUUGAACAAAUAAUUCAAGUGGGCAACAGAAUAAAAUUUGUGAUCAAAAGGCCAGAGCUGCUAACUGUCACUUCAACGGAAUUUACUCAGCCCGGGUCGAACACCCCAGCGAAAGAAGAUUGGAAUGCCAAGAUCACAAAGCUAAGAAAGGAAGUAGAAGAUAUAUUUAAUAUAAAGUUUGCCCAAGCUCUGGGGCUUUCAGAGACAGUGAAAGUUCCCUAUUCUGUAUUUGAAUCAAACCCCGAGUCCUUGAUCGUUGAAGGCUUGCCAGAAGGAGUCCCCUUCCGGAGUCCCACAUGGUUUGGAAUUCCACGCCUUGAAAGAAUUGUCCGUGGAAGUGGCAAAAUCAAAUUUGUUAUUAAGAAGCCUGAGCUUAUCGCUUCCUAUUUGCCUCUAAGACUGGCUAAUAAAAUAAAGACAAAAGCAAUUAGUCCGAGGAGUUCAAAAAGGUCACGAAGUUCUGCAGAUAAUUCAAGUGUCCCAGAGAUUGAAGUUACUGUUGAUGACAGUCCUAAUAAAGCACAAACAACAGAUGCUCAAACUAAUUCUCAAACCAAUGGAUCCAAUACAAAUUCGAAGCCACAAGGAAGAGAGUUUUCUUUUGAGGCAUGGAAUGCCAAAAUUACUGACUUGAAGCAGAAAGUUGAAAAUCUUUUUAAUGAAAAAUGUGGGGAAGCUCUGGGACACAGUGAACCAGUGAAGGUGCCAUAUGCACUGUUUGAAUCCUUCCCAGAGGUUUUCUACGUGGAAGGACUACCUGAGGGGGUCCCGUUCCGCCAACCUUCAACUUUUGGGAUUCCAAGACUUGAGAAGAUCCUGAGAAAUAGAUCCAAAAUAAGAUUUGUUAUUAAAAAGCCUGAGAUGUUUGAGGCAGCUGUCAAAGAAAGUUCUGCUAGAAGCCCCCAAAGAAAAAAUAAUUCAUCCAGUAAAGCCAAUACAACAAGGACGACAAAAAACACAGUAGAGAACACAAGUGCAGGUGUUGAAGACCUAAACAUCAUUCAAGUAACCAUACCAGAUGAUGAAAGUGAGCGACUGCCAAAAGUAGAAAAAGCCAGACAAUUGAGAGAACAAGUAAAUGAUCUUUUUAGCCAGAAAUUUGGUGAAGCCACUGGUAUGAAUUUCCCUGUGAAAGUUCCAUACAGAAAAAUCACUAACAACCCUGGCUGUGUGUUGGUGGAUGGAAUGCCUCCAGGUGUGGCAUUUAAAGCACCCAGUUAUCUGGAAAUCAGCUCAAUGAGGAAGAUUUUGGAAUCAGCAAAGUUUAUCAAGUUUACUAUCAUUAGACCAUUUCCAGGACUUGUGAUUAACAAUCACCUGAUAGAAGAAGCUGAAGCAGAUGCACCACCUACAGCACCAGCAGCAGCUGCAGUACUACCAGGUGAUGCAGAGUGUAACACAUGUUCUUUCAGGAGGGGUGGGGUAUGCAUCUUAUUGGCAGAUGUCAUUAGGAGUCAUGUCCUAGGUAUAAGCUGCUCAUGAUGAGCCAUUUAAUUUUGAGAAAUGGUGUGCAACACUUUUAUAGCUGUUAAAUAUUAAUAAUUUAGUGGAAAGUGCCUCUAGUUUCUUUGAGCUGUGUCACUGGUGUGUUCCUUGAUUUGAUUUUUGCAGAUGAUGAGUGAGCUGGAAAGAAAGAUUAGUAGGGGCAAUGUAUAAAGCCAAUUCAGUAUCCAAUUAUUGAUGUCUGCUUAACUCAGAUGUGUGCAUGUCUGCAUGUUCAGCCAAGUGAAUUUUGCCUGCAUAGCUGGCAAUGGGGUCUGGAUGGAAUUUCUGCUUGCUCUGUAACCUCUGCUAGACUAUGUCUGGGACUGCACACACAUCACCUUAGUCUGAUCGGAGAGCUUGACUUUGUGCUGUGAAUUAACUAAAGUAAAUGUGGUUGGGCAACUUCACUUUGAUCCAGUACAGUUUCUAAAUGUUCAUACAUCUUUUAAAAAUGUGUAUCCUAAUUUGGUGUAGUGCAGGGAGAACUUUUGCAAUUGACUAAAUAAAUCAUUACACAAAGAAAUUGGAAAAUGAAGAGAAAACAUCUGAAAAACAUUUUAAGAGUAAGGGACACUUGUAUGAUGAAAAUUAUUAUAAAGGAAACUACUGGCUCCUCUGUUUACAUGUGAAAGUGUGGGAGGGAGGAGAUCAGCUGCUGAUGGUCUGUGACCUUGCUGCAGUCUGUCAGUCCUUAACAUCUGCAGUGUUAAAAAGGUUAAAUGGUUUUUCCCAGAACAUGUUCAUCUACAAUCCAUGUGAGAAAGUAGAAAACUCAGCAUGGAAUUAAAACAUACUUCUUGUCCUCUGUUAUGCACCUUCCACUCUUCCCCCAAA
This is a messenger RNA of Corvus hawaiiensis (hawaiian crow), 4868 nucleotides long. RefSeq names its product general transcription factor IIi (gene GTF2I). The transcript has 41 exons. Gene Ontology annotation, molecular function: DNA-binding transcription factor activity. Gene Ontology annotation, cellular component: nucleus. Bases 195 to 4031 code for a protein of 1278 amino acids. The record is from RefSeq and is a predicted model, not a curated record. Lineage: Eukaryota; Metazoa; Chordata; Aves; Passeriformes; Corvidae.